GCCGAGUAGGAGGAUGGUUAUUUUGGGACAGAGAGGGAAAGAGAGUGACAGGAGAAGGGAAUGUCUGGAGAGGAAGAGGCGGCGAGCAGCAGCGGCGAUGACGAUGAUGUUGUUGUUUUUGUUGGAAAUUAUGCAACGAAAGGGAGAGUAAAAGGAGGGAAUAUGUCUGUUGUUUGGAAAGCUGUGCAUAGACGGAGCGGUCAGGAGGUUGUACUGAAGCAGGUCUACCUAUCGAGGCUGAACAGGACUCUCAGGGAUUCCUUGGAUUGUGAGCUCAGCUUCCUCUCCUCUGUCCACCAUCCUAACAUCAUCCGCCUUCUCGACGUUUUCCAGGUGGAAGCGUGUGUAUUCCUUGUCUUUGAGUUUUGUGCUGGGGGAGAUUUAGCAUCUUACAUUCAGCACAAAGGGAGAGUCGAGGAACAGAUUGCUCGGAAAUUCAUACAGCAGCUUGGAACUGGAUUAGAGGUACUACAUGCUCACCACAUAAUACAUCGGGACCUGAAACCAGAGAAUAUUCUACUCUCUACCUCUGACAGUGAUUCUGUGUUAAAGAUAGCAGAUUUUGGUCUUGCAAGAAUUGUACAUCCCGGGGACUAUGCUGAGACAGUUUGUGGUUCACCCUUGUACAUGGCUCCAGAAGUCCUACAAUUUCAAAAGUACAAUGAAAAGGUUGACAUGUGGAGUGUCGGGGCCAUACUUUUUGAGCUUCUUAAUGGAUUCCCACCUUUCCGUGGUAGGAACAAUGUUCAGUUGCUACAGAACAUUAAGAAGUGUACCUGUCUGCCAUUUUCUGAGCUCUUCGUCCCGGAGUUGCAUCAUGACUGUGUUGAUAUGUGUGUAAGACUACUGUGUAAAAAUCCAGGUCAUUUAUCAGUGGGCCACCGUGAACAUGCCCGAUCACAAACAAAGAUCAGUCUGGUCAUCUUGCAAAGCGUGCCAUUCAGUGGACCUGCAUGACUUUGGACCAGAGCAUCUUCACCAGUGGGCUAGGAUGAUCUCACUUGUGCCAACUGCCACGUUGCACCAAGAAAACCCCCAAGAAUCUCCUGCAAAUCUCUGAAGCUACUGCUGAUGAAUGGUUUGCAUCUUUGCAGGGAAUCGCCUGUCCUUCGACGAGUUCUAUUCCCAUAAAUUCUUGAGAAGAUGAUUUUGGUGAUAGCAGUACUGUAAGAUGUUCGGACCAAAGAUUUUGACAGUAUAUUCUGGCUUCUUCAGUUUGUACAGGUUGGGGCCAGGGUUCAGUGAUCCAAAACAUGAUAUGAUGGCACUUGACAUGGAUGGACUAGGCACCAAAAAUACCUUCAGAUUCCAAUAUCCCAACUAUAGAAUAGUUGGCCUUUUAAUGGUUGAAUGGAAACAGUUUCUGUAUUUUCUUUCUUACCUGUUUCUGUUAGCCACCUAUUGGAAAGUUUAGGAUUUUCCCAUCGUCAAGAUCUCUCUCUCUCUCUCUCUCUCUCUCUCUCUCUGUAUGGACCAUAUAUACUGGGGCUCAUAUUGUCAAUGGCUUGGAUCACCAAGCAAUGGGUCCCACUUGUACAAACUGAAAGGCUCAAAUGAUACUGCACAAUCUCUUCUCCUUUGCAUUGUAUAAAACCUGUUGGUGUGACUUGAGAAGGAAGUGGCAUUUGUAUGACUUGGUUGUAAAAUGAGUGUGAACCUAACAAUUAAGAAGCCAAUAUUAUUGGUUGCAUCAUCUAAUGAAAAUUUACAAUAUUUUUAACA
Molecule: messenger RNA, 1722 nt
Organism: Magnolia sinica
Lineage: Eukaryota; Viridiplantae; Streptophyta; Magnoliopsida; Magnoliales; Magnoliaceae
Product: serine/threonine-protein kinase ATG1t
Exons: 9
Coding region: 61-957 (298 amino acids)
Biological process (GO): peptidyl-serine phosphorylation; autophagosome organization; autophagy
Cellular component (GO): cytoplasm; autophagosome
Molecular function (GO): protein serine/threonine kinase activity; ATP binding
Source: RefSeq, a predicted model, not a curated record